Molecule: messenger RNA, 2177 nt
Organism: Arvicanthis niloticus (Nile rat)
Lineage: Eukaryota; Metazoa; Chordata; Mammalia; Rodentia; Muridae
Product: RNA-binding protein 27-like
Cellular component (GO): nucleus
Molecular function (GO): metal ion binding; RNA binding
Source: RefSeq, a predicted model, not a curated record
UGAGUGGGGCUCUUGGGUUAGUUCCUGUUAGGCCCCGGCCCAGGGAGUAGGUGAAGUCUAUAAGAUGCCCGGUGGGUCAGGGCACUCGGAGCUGUGAGGGAACGUCAGGCGGCGGACAGCGGAGACCCGCGGCGGGCCUUAGGAGGAGUGGCGGCCGAGCCCGCCUUCCCUGCACCAUGCUCAUAGAGGAUGUGGAUGCCCUCAAGUCCUGGCUGGCCAAGUUACUGGAGCCUAUAUGUGAUGCUGACCCUUCAGCCCUAGCCAACUAUGUUGUAGCACUGGUCAAGAAGGACAAACCUGAGAAGGAAUUGAAAGCCUUUUGUGCUGACCAACUUGAUGUCUUUUUACAAAAAGAGACUUCAGGUUUUGUGGACAAACUAUUUGAAAGUCUUUAUACUAAAAACUACCUUCCACCAUUGGAACCGGUUAAACCUGAGCCAAAGCCACUAGUCCAAGAAAAAGAAGAAAUUAAAGAAGAGGUAUUUCAAGAGCCAGCAGAAGAAGAACGAGAUGCUAGAAAGAAGAAAUAUCCUAGUCCCCAGAAGAGUCGUUCAGAAUCUAGUGAACGAAGGACACGUGAGAAGAAAAGAGAAGAUGGCAAGUGGAGAGACUAUGAGCGGUACUACGAGCGGAAUGAGCUGUACCGGGAGAAGUAUGACUGGAGAAGGGGCAGGAGCAAGAGCAGGAGUAAGAGCCGAGGCUUGAGUCGGAGUAGAAGCCGAAGCAGGGGCCGCAGCAAAGACCGAGAUCCAAACAGGAAUGUUGAGCACAGGGAAAGAUCAAAGUUUAAGAGUGAAAGAAAUGACCUGGAGAGCUCUUAUGUGCCCGUGUCUGCUCCGCCUCCAAGCUCUUCUGAGCAGUACUCCUCUGGGGCACAGUCUAUUCCCAGCACUGUCACUGUGAUUGCACCUGCGCACCAUUCUGAGAACACAACUGAGAGCUGGUCUAAUUACUAUAACAAUCAUAGCUCUUCCAAUUCUUUUGGUCGAAACCCACCACCAAAGAGGCGCUGCAGAGAUUAUGAUGACAGAGGAUUUUGUGUACUUGGUGACCUUUGUCAGUUUGAUCAUGGAAAUGAUCCUCUAGUUGUUGAUGAAGUUGCUCUGCCAAGUAUGAUUCCUUUCCCCCCUCCUCCUGGGCUUCCUCCUCCACCACCUCCCGGAAUGUUAAUGCCUCCAAUGCCAGGCCCAGGCCCAGGCCCUGGUCCUGGCCCUGGCCCUGGUCCCGGCCCAGGCCCAGGCCCUGGCCAUAGUAUGAGACUUCCUGUUCCUCAAGGACAUGGUCAGCCUCCACCUUCUGUUGUGCUUCCCAUACCAAGACCUCCUAUUUCACAGUCAAGCUUAAUAAAUAGCCGUGACCAACCUGGGACAAGUGCAGUGCCCAAUCUUGCAGCAGUGGGAGCAAGGCUACCUCCUCCUUUACCCCAGAACCUCCUUUAUACAGUAUCAGAAAGACAGCCCAUGUAUUCUCGUGAACAUGGUGCUGCUGCAUCUGAGCGACUUCAGUUGGGGACACCGCCUCCUCUGUUGGCAGCUCGUUUGGUGCCACCUCGAAACCUCAUGGGAUCCUCCAUUGGGUAUCAUACCUCAGUCUCCAGCCCCACCCCUCUGGUCCCAGAUACAUAUGAACCAGAUGGUUAUAAUCCUGAAGCACCUAGUAUCACCAGUUCUGGUAGAUCACAGUACAGACAGUUCUUUUCCAGAGCACAGACACAGCGUCCCAACCUGAUUGGCCUCACAUCUGGAGAUAUGGAUGCAAACCCAAGAGCUGCUAAUAUUGUCAUCCAGACUGAACCACCAGUUCCUGUUUCAAUUAAUAGCAACAUCACCAGAGUAGUCCUGGAACCAGAGAGCCGAAAGAGAGCUAUUAGUGGUUUGGAAGGGCCACUUACAAAGAAACCUUGGCUGGGAAAACAAGGGAACAACAAUCAAAGUAAACCAGGCUUCUUGAGGAAGAAUCAGUAUACAAACACCAAAUUAGAAGUGAAAAAAAUCCCCCAGGAAUUGAACAACAUUACCAAGCUCAAUGAACACUUCAGCAAAUUUGGAACCAUAGUUAAUAUCCAGGUUGCUUUUAAGGGUGAUCCAGAAGCAGCACUCACAUACCUUACCAAUGAGGAGGCCAGGAAAGCCAUUUCUAGCACAGAAGCAGUUUUGAACAAUCGGUUCAUUCGAGUC